CCGAUCUCCAUUUUAGUCUCCCAAAGAUAAAAUUAAUCAAAAUUGUCCUCGAAAGUUGCUCACGUUGAUCGAGUUUAUUCUUUUGUCAUCUCAGUUGGUGAUGUGGCUAACGUUUGCUGAACUGGAACGUUAAGUGCCAGCAUAGUAGACUCCAAAACGAUGUAGUUUCAUCCCUCCAAAACGAGUGUUGAGCCAAAAUUCACCUUCAUCAAACGUUCUUCCAUCUCUCCUCUCAUAACAACCCUCUUGAACUUUCGCUCCAAAACUCCUCGUCUUCUCUCUACUCUGGUACUCUGCCCAAGGAUCCUUUGAUCAGAACCUCGUUGCGUUAUUGACGAUUCUUGUGCAUGUCGAGGCUUGUAGAGGACUUGGCUCUACUACGGUGGAUAGUUGGAGGAGCUCGCGGAGGAGAUUCGCUGUUGGAGGAAGGAAUAGUAGCGGCCAUAGGAUGGAGGGUCCUCCUAUGACGUUUGUAUUUCACCAUGGUGGGAAGUUUAAAAAGGAUGAGGGUGAAAAUCUGUACUAUGAGCCGGAUCACACAGAGGUGUUAAUGAGAGUUGAAGGUGACACACUCGACGUGUUCUUUGUGAAGGGAUAGUAUGUGGAACUGGGAUAUGGUGAGGCUAGGGAGUGUUGGUGGAAAUCUCCAGGAGUUCCCCUUAAAUAUGGGCUGAGGAGGCUGGCCACAGAUCAUGAUUUGAUUGCAAUGGUGAAGGAUUGCAGGAGGAACUUCAACUUGAUCAACCUGUAUUUCGAGCAUGGUGUUUCAGAGCCAUGUGUGGUUGAUGGAAGAAGAUGUGCCAAAAAUUAAGUCAACCCAAACCAAGAGACAUCACUCUCAACCCACCAAGUUACCAUCCAACCAAAAAGCAUGCUCUGAAUCCACGAAGGCAUUAGCUGAUGGUAGCAUAUUAUCCUCUUAGCCUUCAAAGUUGCCUUCUCAGUCCACGAAAUUUCCUACCCAACCCACAAAGGAACCAAGUUAGCCCAUGAAACUGCAUACCCAGCCCACUAACAAACCAAUUCAGCCCACUAAGGAGCUCACUAAGUCCACUGGACCAUUAUCUAAGUCCACUAGACCAUCAUAUCAGUCCACCAAAAAGUCACGUCACCCUGUGCAAACUCCAUCACAGCCCAAAAAAUCCUAUAGUCAUCCUACCAAACCUACCCCUGCUCCAUCUUAGACCAAAGAAAAGACCAAGGCCAUUACCACCACAAGAGCUGGAAGGCAUGUGAUGACAUUAGAAGUUGAAGAAGACAGUGACUCUCAUGACUCUUAUGAGAGUGUUGAGGACAGCCUUUACACACCUCCAAAGGUACUAGAAAAUGAUGGAUCUACUAGCAGUGACAGUGAUGAUGGUGUGAACUCUACAAGGCUGAACAAAAAAAGUGAGGUCAAAGAGAAGCACAAGCCUGCUAAGACCAGAUUAGCAGAGAAAGAAAUAGAGACCGACGAUUCAAGCUAUGAAGCUUCUGAGGAUGAGGAUGAAACUGACUCAGACCUAGAAGAUAAUCCCCUUGAUGAUGGUGAUUCGGAUCUCAACUCAUGGCACUCGGAGGACUCAGGCCAAGAAUUGGACUCUGAUGAGGAAUCACCAAUCGUAUAUCCUCAGUAUAAUGACAAGGUAAAGUUUGGGGACCUCAAAUUUGAGGUUAGUAUGAUAUUCAAAUCAAAAGAACAUUUUAUGCAUGCAACUAGGGACUACACAAUCCAGUUAGGUAGAAAUAUAUUGUUUACAAAGAAUGACAAUGUUCGAGUUAGGGCUGUGUGUAAGGUUGAGGGUUGUCCUUGGGUAGUAUAUUGUGCACGUAGUAAGUAAGACGGGUCCUGGCAGAUUAAAAUCCUAGUUGACAACUAUAUCUGUCCUAGAAGGCGUAAAAAGUAAAAACAGGGCAGCGAACCAAAAGUGGACACUAAGCAAAUUUGUACCAAAACUUAGGAAGUACCCUACAAUGAGACAUCGUGAAGUGUAUGAGUGAUUUGUGAGGAAGUGUAAUGUAAACCUCAACAGCACCUGCAUCACUAGAGCAUUGAAAGCUGCUAGAAAAGUGGUAGAAGGGGAUGAAGUUGCCCAGUAUGGGUUAGUCUAGGACUAUGCUAAUGAAUUGCUUACAAGUAAUCCCAGGUCUACAGUUCAAGUUGGUGUAAUCCCGAUGCCAGAGGGUCCUCCACAAUUUGAGAGCAGCCAGUUGGGUCAAGCACCAAGAUAAAGAGAAAGUACAACCCAAUUAGGUGCAUGUAUUGUGCUGAAAUUGGACACAACAAGAGAAGCUGUGCAAAGAAGAAAAAGGAGGAUGCUAAGGAACAAGCUAGGCAAAUGCAACUUCAGCUUGCCCUUACUAAAGGGCCUGCUCCCCCUAUAGAUGAGCCAAACACCAACAAUGAAGUUCAAUCACAUUCUCCCCCUCCUCUCCCAGUCCAGCCACAACCUGCUGUGGAAGUCAACCAACCAGGAGAGACCCCACCAAUGCAAGAUACCCAAUUGCAUGUUCAAGACCUUCAGAGAGGCAGGCCACCCAAAUUGCAUGUCAUCAAAAGCAAGGCAAGAUCGAAUGCCUCCACCUAGUCUCCUGUGGCCAUAUCUGCUGAGACAUUGAAAGGAACAACUUCCGCCAUUGCAAAGAAGAUGCAAACCUAAAUGACAUUCGUGCCUACUCCAGGCUUCAAGCGUCCAAAAAAGAAAGAUUAACAUGUUUAACUAGAAAAUAUAUUUUGUAUGUAGUUGCAACUUUGCUUUUUGGGAACAUGGCUCUGUAAACUGGUUCUGUAUUCAGGAUCAUUUAAGUUAGGCUUAUUAUGUUUUUUUGGUUUAAGUGAACAAUGUUAUUUGAACUUAUGCUUUGGAUUGCUCUUUUAACUUCUGGAUCCUUGAUCACCCAUGUGGUAUGUCUACUAAGACAAUAUGAUAUCAUUAUGAUGUUUGUUAUGGAUUACAAUGAUUUUGACUAUUCUGAUGUAUACAACUUUUUGGUGAAUACAUACUUAGGGUUCAAACAUCACCAUCAUGUAUUCUCAGUGAAACCCAUCAUGCUUGAACAACAAGUUUAUGUUAAAUUAAACACAAUUAAACCAUACUUUCAUUCAUAAGUAACAUCAUCAUUACAUAUCAACUAAUUCAAUUUGAAAGAUCUAACAACACCUCUAAAACACAAGAACAUAACACUCCAUCUGUGGCUUUACUUGGAGAUUAAUGUGAACAACAAUGAUACACACAACACACUAGCCACGACCACUGCAACUGACAGGAACAUUAUCAGCAUUU
This is a messenger RNA of Arachis duranensis, 3263 nucleotides long. RefSeq lists its product as uncharacterized. Bases 1236 to 1820 code for a protein of 194 amino acids. The record is from RefSeq and is a predicted model, not a curated record. NCBI's taxonomy places the organism in Eukaryota, Viridiplantae, Streptophyta, Magnoliopsida, Fabales, Fabaceae. The transcript is spliced from 4 exons.